AUGUUCAUAGUUCACGGCUAUGUAACUGCAUAACAGCGAGUGGCCAGCCAGCCAAACAACCUAGACUGGGUCAAACAUACCUGAAAGAUUCAUAUAUGCACAAGAAUUAGUGUGAACACAACCAGAACAUCAACUGUUCGAUAACCAUUCCUGCGACGGUACCAUCAGCAGUGUUGAAAAUUUCCAGUAAACCGAUACGGUACUUUUGUCCUAGAAAAGCAUAUCUACAUCCCUGCAAUGGAAUUGCUGUCGAUUUCUUCUAACGAAAGGGCAGAAAUUUUAAAACAUUACGAUGUUUCCGAAGCACAGGUAACAGAAGACGUAGAAAUAAUCAAAUCUUGGAAGCAAAAACAACCACAUCUACCGGAGAACAUAUCAGAUGGCUUCAUUGCGAGAAUGUUACUGAGAAAUAAAUUUAGAGUCGAGCGUACGAAAGAAAAACUAGAGAAUUACUUUACACUUCGAAACUACCACCAUGAUCUUGUUCGGGAUUUUGAAAACAUUGUCCCGUCGAAGCACUUCAUCACGCACCUGCCAAUGCCAAAACUGACACCAAACUACGAACGUGUUAUUAUAAUGAAGUUAAUUAACACAGACACUGAUGUUUAUGACAUAAUGGAACUUGUAAAGUUGGAUUUGGCUGUGACAGAAAUACUACUGCAGUAUGAUGAUAGUAUCGGGGUUCGGUAUGUGUUCGAUUUUGAAGGAUUUACGUUGAAACAUCUGACUAAAUGGAAUCCAGUUAUAAUACUUAAAAAUGUAACACUCAUUGAAAAGGCAUAUUCUUGUCGUGUAAUGAGUGUUCACUGUAUCAAUUUCCCUGAAUUCGCUAGCAAGAUCCAAGGAAUAUUUAAAAUUGUAUUGAGACCGAAGAUUUAUGAUAAGUUGAAAAUUGACAGCGACCUAGAGUCUCUCUAUCAGGUGAUACCGAAAGAAUGUUUACCUUCCGAAUAUGGUGGUUCUUGUAGCAGCAUCCAGAGUUUGUUGAAAAAAUGGGAUGAAGUUUUGCAAACCCACCAUAAUUUUUUUUUAGAAAAUUACAAAAACGUUUCCUUGGAGCAUUUACGACCAGCUGAUUUUAACAAAAGUGAUGCAUUUGGACCUGACGGUACUUUCAAAAAGUUAGGCAUCGACUAAUAGAAUAAUAGAUGGCAUAUGAUAACAUAAAUUAUAUACCUACAUGUUUAAUAUGUUGUCAUAAUUGCUGUUUUACUAGUACAAUAAUAGCACCAUUAUUUUUUCUUUGUUUUAGUAAAAUUACAAAAUUAAAAUUUGUUGACCUUGUAGGCAAUAAAAUGUUAACUAAA
Zophobas morio is the source of this 1307-nucleotide messenger RNA. Its product is annotated as alpha-tocopherol transfer protein-like. Lineage: Eukaryota; Metazoa; Arthropoda; Insecta; Coleoptera; Tenebrionidae. The transcript is spliced from 7 exons. Gene Ontology annotation, cellular component: membrane. The record is from RefSeq and is a predicted model, not a curated record. Gene Ontology annotation, molecular function: phosphatidylinositol bisphosphate binding. Bases 238 to 1137 code for a protein of 299 amino acids.